AUAAAAGCGCUCGAGGGGGAAACGAAGCGGCGUCGUCGAUCCACACAUCUCGAGGAGCCUUCGCAUCCCUCCAUUUUCGUUGGCUCUCCAUCCAAACCCCACCCCUCCUCCUCUCCUCUCUCUCUCUCUCUCUCUCUCUCUCUCUCGCUAGGGUUUCCUCUCUCUCUCUCUGGCGAUGGGAGCACUCGAGGAGGGGCGGUUCGAGGGGGAGUUGGCGGCGGCGGAGAACGGGGGCGCGGGGGGGCUCGGCGAGCUCGAGCUCGAGCUCGGCGGGUCCGAGCCCGAGGCCGCCGAUUGCGGAUCCGGAUCCGAUGCGGCGGCCGUGGAGGAGGCGGUGCGCGCGCUCCUGCUAGGGCUCGGGGAGGACCACGAGAGGGAGGGGCUCAGGAGGACGCCGCACCGCGUCGCCAAGGCCUUCAGAGAAGGAACCAGGGGCUACAGACAAAAGGUGAAGGACAUUGUGCAAGGUGCUCUAUUUCCUGAAGCUGGCAUCCCCAACGGAACGGGCUAUGCAGGAGGAACUGGAGGUCUAGUCAUUGUCCGUGACAUCGACCUCUUUUCCUACUGUGAGUUGUGCUUGCUUCCUUUUAGUGUUCAGUGCCAUGUUGGCUAUGUACCCUCAGCCAACCGAGUGGUUGGUUUAAGCAAACUCUCUCGUGUCGCUGAUAUCUUCGCUAAAAGACUCCAAGACCCACAUCGACUAGCCAAUGAAGUUUGUGCUGCUCUACACUCUAGUAUAAAGCCAGCUGGAGUGGCCGUUUCUCUUCAAUGUUGGCACAUUCCAUUUCCAGAAAAUCUACGUUCAUCCAAAUUGGGUAUGCAAGGUUGGGUUAAAAUAUCAUCCUCUUCUUGUUCGGGGGUUUUUGAGGAAAAAAAUAGCUCAUUUUGGAAUGAUUUCUCAACCAUUUUGAAGUUUAGAGGAAUAAACACUGAAAAAGGUAAUAUAAACUGCUUGGCGCUUCAGCCUUGGUGUCCAUUAAGUUCCCUGGAGGUGCCCUACUCCAAUGGGCAUAGCAUGAAGAACACUGUUAAUGGUAAAAUCCCUUCCAAACUAGGAGUUACUUAUUCUUCUAUGGUUUCCGCAGUGAGUUCGAUACUCCUUUCCCUUGGUGAGGACCCCAUAAGGAAAGAACUCGUGGGGACCCCACAUCGUUAUGUCCAUUGGCUGAUGAAUUUCAAGGCUUCUGCUAACCCGGAAAUGAAGCUAGAUGGCUAUAAUCUCGAUAAAUUGUGGUCAAAUCACAAAAAUGGCGAAGUUUUUUCUAAUGGUCAUACUACUAUAAUUCGUUCGGCACUAAAUAUGCCCUUCUGUUCUCAAUGUGAGCACCAUCUUUUACCUUUCUACGGAGUGGUCCACAUCGGCUACUUUGAUGAACAAAGUGGGUCUGGUAUAGAUCGAGCCCGGUUGCAAUCUUUGGUUCAUUUCUAUGGGUGCAAGCUCCAAGUGCAAGAGAGACUCACAAAGCAGAUAGCAGAGGCAGUUUAUUCUAUUUUUAGUAAAGGAGUAAUUGUAGUUGUGGAAGCCAACCACAUAUGCAUGAUAUCGAGGGGGAUUGAGAAGGUGAGGAGCAGUACGGCGACAAUUGCCGUUUUGGGUCAGUUCUCUAGUGACUCUGCAGCUAAGGCAUUAUUCCUAGAGACCAUUUCGAGCACGUCGGGGGGAUGAUUUUGUUUUGUUAAACCUUCAAAAUUUUGAUCGAAUUUUUCUGGAUAUUUCUUUCAUGCCAUUGUCUCUAUGGAGCAUGGCUGGGAUAUUAUAUGACAAGGGGUUUUCUCCAGCUAUAGUUGGGAUUUACUCAGAUUUUUUUACAACAAACAAUCAAAGCCAUUUUUUUCAACAAACAGUCAAAACCCAUAUAGAAGACACAUGGCGGAAUUAAAGCUGGCUGUGAUCCGUUGCAUUGAAUUUUCCAUAAAGAGGCAUUAUUAAGAGGUUUGAGCUUCCUCUUACGCUCUAAUUUUCCAUAAAAAGGCAUUACUAAGAGGUUUGAGCUUCCUGUUACGCUCUAAUUUUCUUCGGCAUCACAUUUGCCUAUAUUUAUGAUUCAAUCAUGCCAGAAAGCAAAUAGAUGGUUAACCAAAUUUUGUGUUAGUUCUCUUUUAUAUAAAAUUCUUUGCUGUAUUGCUUCAGCUAUGUUGAAUCUGUUGAUUGAGUUGUUUUCUGAAUCGACAGUUGUAUAUCUUCUUUUUUCUUUUUCUUUUUUCAAUAAACUUCCCCUGGAACAUCAGGACAGUGAGAUUGAGUCAAGGAAGGGCUUACUAGUUGAGUUACAGAAAAGCUGUUUUCUUCAAAGUACAAGAAGUUCGGUCAUUCUGUUCUAUAAACAAGUGAAGUUAUUUUCAGUUGUAUUGUCAGAUGGUGGAUAUAAUCAUCUAGGAUUGGUUAGAGGAGGUUUAGAAUCCAA
Ananas comosus (pineapple) is the source of this 2405-nucleotide messenger RNA. RefSeq names its product GTP cyclohydrolase 1. Gene Ontology annotation, cellular component: cytoplasm. Gene Ontology annotation, biological process: tetrahydrofolate biosynthetic process; tetrahydrobiopterin biosynthetic process. The coding region runs from base 176 to 1666 and encodes 496 amino acids. NCBI's taxonomy places the organism in Eukaryota, Viridiplantae, Streptophyta, Magnoliopsida, Poales, Bromeliaceae. The record is from RefSeq and is a predicted model, not a curated record. Gene Ontology annotation, molecular function: zinc ion binding; GTP binding; GTP cyclohydrolase I activity. The transcript is spliced from 2 exons.